AUGCAGGCUAUCGGUACCGCAUGUACAGAUACCGCGAAGGGUAGUGCUGGUAUUGGUCCCUACAUGAAUACCUGGAGCACAGCACAUGACCUGCGCCAUCUUGCCCAGUUACUGCAGCCCGAUUCGAACCAAAAUGCAAGGCUACAAUACUGGGGCUACUCGUAUGGAACUCUUCUAGGGAUUACCUACGCCAGCCUCUUCCCAGACCAAGUUCAUCGGAUGUUAUUGGACGGAGUGGUAGACGCACUAGGCUGGUAUUCAGGACAUCUCUCUACUUCCUUCCGCGAUGCAGAUCUCGUAGUAGACAGUUUCUUUCGCUAUUGCCAUCGAGCCGGAUAUCCCCGAUGUGCAUUUGCUGAUGCGUCUGCUAAUGCAAUGUCUACUGAUGAAGGCGAAACAGAAACGAUAAGCUAUCUUCAGAAGCGCCUUACUGACAUCCUAGCAGACAUAAAAGCCAGUCCGCUCUGGACUAGUCAACCCAGUCCUGAGAUUAUCACAUACUCCGAUGUCAAAACUUUGCUCAAAACUGCCUUAUAUGCCCCGAAUGAUCUAUUUCCUAUUCUUGCUAUGAUCCUAUCAGACCUUGAACAGCGAAACGCAAGCAGCAUGGCAGCAUGGAAAGCUACUCUACGGGAGGAAACACAGCCCGCUCACUGCCUCGAUUCUGCAUGCCAAUCUUCUGCUCCAUGCCGUGAAGCCUGCCGCUAUGGCUCUCGAAUUGAAGUCACAGAGGGUAUUGCGUGUCUGGAUCUGAGUCAGAAAUUAUUCAAUAUCACGCAAGAGGAAUAUUCAGAACUAUACCUCCAGCCAGUGAUGGAGAGCAGCUACUGGAUUGGAGAUACAUUUGCAGAUUUCUAUAUGCAAUGUGCUAGUUGGAAGGGUCAGGGUCCGGGGUCUUUCGAAGGGCCUAUCGGUGCUCAAAAUAUGUCUACGCCUAUUCUUUUUGUCAGCAAUACUCUGGAUCCAGUAACUCCACUUGCUGACGCCCAUGCUAUGUCCGCCUUGUUCAAACGGUCCGUGGUGCUGGAGCAGCACGCUGAAGGUGUAUGUUCAUCCCGAUUUCCCUCAUGUAUCCUCUUUGGUUUAUUGACAUUCGCUGCGGCAUUGCUCUUAUGCUUCCCGUUCGGUGUGUACGGAGCAUCAUAUCAGGACGUACUUUCGCACGGGGGAGUUGCCGCCAGAGGGGACGCGUUGUGA
Aspergillus luchuensis is the source of this 1197-nucleotide messenger RNA. RefSeq lists its product as uncharacterized. Bases 1 to 1197 code for a protein of 398 amino acids. NCBI's taxonomy places the organism in Eukaryota, Fungi, Ascomycota, Eurotiomycetes, Eurotiales, Aspergillaceae. The transcript is spliced from 3 exons. The record is from RefSeq and is a predicted model, not a curated record.